CUACGAAAACACCUCCCCACCAUAUUGAAAAUCUCAGCGCGAAUACACAACUUGAACGAUGACAGUCCCAGCAUUUGAAACUACCUUCGCGGUGCCCAUGACCUGCCAAUCAUGUGUUAAGGACAUUGAAGGCUCGCUACAUCAAUUGAGUGGCAUCAACAAAAUCACUGCCAACUUGGAACAUCAACUAGUCUCGGUUGAAGGCACAGUUGCACCUUCGGCUAUUGUAGAAGCUAUACAAGCUACGGGCCGUGAUGCUAUUCUACGUGGAAGUGGAAAGUCCGAAAGUGCAGCAGUAUGUAUCCUAGAAUCGCACGCUUCUCAUGUAGAGAACAAGGUACGCGGAUUGGCGCGCAUGGUCGAAGUUGCUCCCGGUAUCACGGUCGUCGAUCUGAGUAUAAGAGGACUAUCUCCUGGAACCUACCAUGCCACAGUUCGAGAAUCUGGAGACAUAUCUGAGGGUCCUGAAUCUACUGGUGGCAUCUGGGAAGCUUUGACCGCAAAAAAAGAGAGCAAACCUUCUCGAGGCAUCUUUGGCACAGUCGAAGUAGGGAAGGGGGGCGAUGGUGCUGUCUUCCUUGACAAACCUAUUCAGAUCUGGGAGAUGAUCGGCCGCAGCAUAGUGGUUGCAAGAGAACAGGAUGGAAAGUUCGAUAAGAAUGAUCCGGAUACGCUAGUGGGCGUCAUUGCACGCAGCGCUGGCGUCUGGGACAAUGACAAAACCGUGUGCUCGUGCUCUGGAAAGACAGUGUGGCAGGAGAGAGAGGAACAGCGGGACCGUGGUAUGCUAUGAGCACUAUGAUAUGCCAAGAUAGAUGAAGCUCUCCAAGAAGAAUGAAAUGCCAUCCAACUGCUGUAUUCGGUGGCCAGGUGAUAACGC
Molecule: messenger RNA, 880 nt
Organism: Cucurbitaria berberidis CBS 394.84
Lineage: Eukaryota; Fungi; Ascomycota; Dothideomycetes; Pleosporales; Cucurbitariaceae
Product: superoxide dismutase copper chaperone-like protein
Exons: 5
Coding region: 59-793 (244 amino acids)
Biological process (GO): removal of superoxide radicals
Cellular component (GO): cytoplasm
Molecular function (GO): copper ion binding; superoxide dismutase copper chaperone activity
Source: RefSeq, a predicted model, not a curated record